AUGAGUGCAGAACAAAUUCAUCAUGUUUAUAAUUGUGGCAUGCGUUACAUUCAGAAAGCAAUGAAUGCACGUAUUGCCGGUGAUAACGAAGCAGCAGAGGAAUAUAUUGCCAAAUUUAAGAAAUUAUGUCAAUAUGCUUCUACAGGCAUCGAUAAAGUUCCUGAAGCAAAUGAUAUUAAGACAUUUGGCACAUUAGAAAAAAUAAAUACAGGAUUGCAAACAUUAAAAGAUCAUAUUCCGAUUAUUACAAAGACAAAAGACAAUACUUCAAUUAAAAAUAUGAAGCAGGCUCUCGAAAUAUCUCAAAAUUCAUGCGCAAUCUAUGCAAAGUCUAUUGAAAAAAGAUUAAUUCCACCUGAAUUGACAACUGGCGAUCUCGAUGUCAUGCAAGCAGUUAAGAACGAGGAUAUCCCUAUCACAACUCUUCGCUGCUGCGUCAGCAACAUUGGAGCGCCUCAAAAGAAAGGAAUAACUUAUACAGUCAAUGUUUACUCCAUUGCCAGAGAAACUCCACCAAAAACAUCAGAACCUUUGGAUGCUGGUGCUGUUGACUGGCAUUGUGAUUGGAAUAUCUUAAAACGAUCAAAUCCGAAAUUAAUGCAAAGACUUGCAGAAAGAAAAGAGAUUGGAUUCGAAUUAGUUAUGCACGAUAAAGGAUUAUUCAAAACUACAGUUGUUCCUGUCGGACAUUGCAAAGUUCCUAUUGGAAUUGUUUCGAAAUUGACAGAAGUUACGAAAACUUACCCGCUCGACCCUACAGAGCACACACCUAAGGGCGAACAGUUUUCUCUUGAGAUUUCUCUCAAGGUUAACACCCCUAUUCUCGAGCCAUGCCUCAAAGUUUUGAAAUUAAAUUAUUUAAGAGUAAAACCAGGCAGUUCCUUCUCACAUUUCCCAGAACCGAAUGUCCAACAAGAAAAGCCUGUCAAACCUGUACAGGUUCCAGCGGCUGCUCCUAAGAAGAAAUCGGGAUUGAAGCAAAUGUCCGAAAUGUCAAAGGAAGAAGUGUACCAUCUCUGUGCGAAGAUACCUAAAUUCGGUGAUAUACCUUUCAAAUUACUCGAUGAUUGGGAAUUAGAGAGGUGGAUGUCACUUAAAUUAAUUGAUAAAUUAAUUGAAGUUGGAAAGCUAACUACUGAUGCUUUUAUAGGUUGUGGUGUUGAACCAACUCCAAAAUUAGAAGAAAUGCAGAAGAAAUUGCAAGAAAAACGUAAUUUAAUUGGAGAUCAAUUGAAAUCUCAAAAGAUUUCAGUAAUUGAUUACUAUAAGAAGAUAGCAGCUCAGGUUGUCGAAGAUGAGAAAGAAGCAAAGGUAAAAGGACUCGAAACUCCAGCUGGAAAAGGUUUGAUGCACAGAGCUAGUAUAAUGAGAGCAGAAUACCAAGAAAAACUUAAUAAGCAAAAAGCAAAAAAGUAA
Trichomonas vaginalis G3 is the source of this 1416-nucleotide messenger RNA. RefSeq lists its product as uncharacterized. The coding region runs from base 1 to 1416 and encodes 471 amino acids. The record is from RefSeq and is a predicted model, not a curated record. NCBI's taxonomy places the organism in Eukaryota, Parabasalia, Trichomonadida, Trichomonadidae. The transcript has a single exon.